GGCAGUGUCCUUAUCUCCGCUCUUCAUGUCAUCCAGGUAAGUGAGCGCUUUGUAAAGAGGUGAAAGAGCUCAUUCUACGGACUAUGGAGCGCUGCCGCACGGACUGCAUCGAAAAGCCUCUGUCUAGGCUUUUUAUGAAGUUUGGACGCUUUGUCGGCUCAUACCCGAUAUGGUUUUUCAUAAUCCCUAUGCUGAUUUCUGCAGGACUGGGAGCAGGGUUUUAUUUCCUUAAAGCAAGAGAGGCGAAUGACAUCGAGGACCAGUUUACACCUGUAAAUGGGCCAGCAAAGCAAGAAAGAAGUUUUAUCAAGGACAACUUUCCUUACAAUAUGUCCAUGUUUUCUAGUCAGAGGCUCUACACCGAGGGGACAUUUGCAUCACUGAUUAUCACUCUUACUAAUGAAGAAAAUAUAUUAACGAAAGAAGCGUUUGAAGAAAUAAUCGCCCUAAACAAGCAGAUACAAGAGAUAUCUGUGAAUGACGGAAAAGAAACGAGUACUUUUCUCGAUUUAUGUGCCAGGGCUAACGGACAAUGUGUCCCUAAUGCAAUACUUCAAAUCAUAAACAACGACGCCAGUAAUAUCAACACCGUAAUUAAGUUUCCCCAGCAUUCUGCCGGCCGUGAGUUAUUUUUUCUCGGCACCACUGUCGGUGGGGUAAACGUGGAUGCCGAAGGAGUUCUCCAAAGUGCUCAAGCCAUUAGACUGUACUACUACCUAAAGGAAGACACAGAGACCCAAGCGAAAGCUGCUUUAUGGCUGAAGGCCUUCCUUAGCUUCUCUGCCAAUCUGAGCAUGCAAAGUACUACGAUUUCACGCUUUACAUCACUAUCGAGGCAGCAAGAGAUGGACAGAAACACCGAUGACGUGAUCCCAUUGUUUUCAAUUACAUAUUUUCUCGCCAUAACUUUUUCAAUUACAUCUUGCAUGAGGCUGGACAACGUAAGGAACAAGGUGUGGGUGGCUUCCUUUGGCGUAAUUUCCGCUGGCUUGGCUGUUUUAUCCAGUUUCGGCAUGCUGCUGUAUAUCGGCGUUCCCUUUUCCAUGACGGUCGGAAACGCUCCCUUCCUGAUCCUCGGGAUCGGGGUCGAUGACAUGUUCAUCAUGAUUGCUAGCUGGCAGCAAACGAAUGUCCAUGAUGAUGUCAGGGAUCGGAUGGCGCACACGUACAAGGAAGCGGCCAUUUCCAUCACUAUAACCACCCUGACCGAUGUCCUGGCCUUCUAUAUCGGCACCCUGACUGGGUUCCGCUCUGUCCAGUCGUUCUGCCUGUACACCGGCACUGCUAUCCUCUUCUGCUAUUUCUACAAUGUCACAUUCUUCAGUGCCUUCAUGACGCUGAACGGAAAACGGGAGAAGAGCAACAGGCACUGGCUGACCUGCAGGAAGGUUCCGCAAGAACAUUCGGCAGAAUACUCCAAAGGGUACAACAUCUGUUGCACAGGAGGGGCUUAUGACAAGAAUACUGGAGCAGAGGAGAUUCAGCCAAUUAAUUUUUUCUUUAAGAAAUAUUAUGGGCCAUUUCUAACUAAUUCCUUCACAAAACUGUUUGUUGUUUUAUUGUAUGCAGGGUUUCUAGGGGUAAGUAUUUAUGGCUGCUUCCAAAUUAAGGAAGGCAUAGACUUGAGUAACUUGGCCCCAGAUGGCUCCUAUGUUGCUGAUUAUUAUCAUGAUGAAAAAACAUACUUCACAAAAUAUGGCCCGAACGUUAUGGUGGCAGUGAAGGGAAAAUUUCCUUACUGGAAUAAUACCGAAAGAGCCAGUCUUAAGAAGACUUUAGAAAAGUUUGACAACUUGACAUUUAUUGAUAGCAGUUUAUUUUUAUCUUGGCUGGAUUAUUUUGUAAGGUAUGCUGACAAUUCUGGCAUAGAUAUAAGUAAUGAAUCCAAUUUCACAGCAAACUUACCCCAGUUUCUGCAGUCAGGCUACUUCCAGCAAGAUGUUAACUUCACAAAUGAUGCGAUUUACGCAUCCCGUUUUUUUAUACAGACUGUAAAUAUAACAGAUGCCAUUGCUGAGAAGAAUAUGUUAAAUGCACUCAGAGCAACUGCUGAGGAGGGAUCAACCAACAAUGUCUCUCUGCUUGUGUAUCAUCCAGCAUUCAUUUAUUUUGACCAGUACGCUGUUGUGGUGGAGAACACUGUCCAGAAUAUCAUAAUUGCCACGGUGGCCAUGUUGGUGAUUUCGCUGUUGCUUAUUCCAAACCCCAUCUGCUCCCUAUGGGUGACUUUUGCCAUCGCAUCUAUCAUUGUGGGUGUGGCUGGCUUCAUGGCACUGUGGGAUGUCAAUCUGGACUCUAUAUCAAUGAUCAAUUUGAUCAUCUGCAUCGGCUUCUCAGUGGACUUCUCUGCCCACAUCUCAUAUGCCUUUGUGUCCAGCAGUAAAUCGAGUGCCAAUGAGAAGGCUGUUGAAGCUCUUUUUGCCCUGGGCUAUCCUAUUGUCCAGGGGGCCAUUUCUACCAUACUAGGGGUGGUGGUCCUGUCUGCAUCCAGUAGCUACAUCUUUAGGACCUUCUUCAAGAUCAUGCUCUUGGUAAUCAUCUUUGGAGUGGUUCAUGGUAUUAUAUUCAUUCCCGUUUUCAUGAGCUUCUUUGGCUGUUGCAGUAGGCCAGGUAAAGUCAACAAUGAGAAAGGUCAGCAGGUAGAUCCUACAAAUGAACAGAGGAACAAAACCAUAGGUAUUUAUCAUAAUAUGGGGUAUAAAGCUGAUGGGUUUGGUGAAAUUACAUUUCCUACAGUCAACAAAAUUGAAAACUUGAGUGCUAAUGUACAAAAUAUUGAUCAUCUGCACAGGAGACCAACGCAAGGGUCUUUCAAUCCUGACCCUGACUGCUAUUGAUGUCCUUGGUUCCUUGUGAUGGUUGCUGCCUUUUUUUGUAGUUGUAUUUUCUCAUUUUGCUUAAGAAAGCUUGAAGUGAUCAUAUUGUUUGUAUAGGUUAAGAAACAGUGUCAUAAUGCUCUCACCUUGGAAUGGCAUGUCUGGAAUUUUCAUUUCCCAGAAAUGCAGUGGUACAGAGAGCAUCUGAAGUCACAUUAUCAUCAGCCCAGGUCUAGGGACAGGCCAGUUUAUGAAACCCAGCUGGUCUGAGUUGGACUAAUUAUUUUAUUAAAGUUUUCUUCAGUAUGACCUGCGUGAAUCCUGGAGAGAUGUUAAAACAGGAGGUGUUCCAGAAGAUGCCUCUACAGCUGCCACAUGUUAAAUCUUUAUUUCGCUAUAGUAUGUACUAUGGAUUUAUUGUUAUUUAGUUUUUAGUUUGCUUUACUUCAAAGGGUCGUGAUUUCAUUUGUUUGUUUGUUUUUUCUUUGUUUUUUGGUCUUUCUUUGGGCUUUCUUUGGUCUAUACUGUUCUUUAAACCCUGCUGCUCAUAUCUUUCUUCUGAAACAUUUACUAUACUUUAAUAUGUAGGAUUGGAGUAUAGUAAAGGAUGGUAAGAUUAUUCUGCUGUUCAUUAGGCAACAGGUCUGAGAAGUUUGCAAUAGGUGUUUAUAUGGUUGAAUUUUUCCAAGAGUUUAAAAUGCAAAGAUUACUUUUCUGAUGAGAAAUGUAUGCGUUUAUGUAUUUUUCUAGGUAUUCCAAUUACUCUUCUAAAUAAUACAUAGUGAAAUGGCUUCAACAUGCUGUUUAUCUCUGCUUAAUUGUAUUUUAUAAGACAUAAUUUAUUAAAGUUGUUACAACAGCG
Molecule: messenger RNA, 3678 nt
Organism: Paramormyrops kingsleyae
Lineage: Eukaryota; Metazoa; Chordata; Actinopteri; Osteoglossiformes; Mormyridae
Gene: ptchd3a
Product: patched domain containing 3a
Cellular component (GO): membrane
Source: RefSeq, a predicted model, not a curated record